GUUGGCUCUUGUCGUCGAGGCACCACACCGCGCAGUCUACUGUGAGCCGGGACGGAAUACAGGAGCAUCAUCCAUCUAGUUCGUGCGAUUACGAGGAGCUCUCCAGAAUAUCGAAGAAAGUUUGAAUUUUCGUGCUAGCUCGGAAGCGAUGCUGGUAACGGCUCCCUGAACUGAACUUUCGCUCAGCUGUGAUCUCCCGGUCUGUUUCGACACUACCGCUAGAAGUAGGUGUGAUCCUCGCUACGGAAAAAUGCUGGCUCGCUCCUCUGCGAUGUACACCCGCAGUAUGUCGACGAAUCCCUCACACAGAUAUAUUCAGAGAGUCAAAGACUCGUUUCAAUGGACUUUCGUUCACAGCUCGCAAGCAGAGCGUGGUGGAGACGCGCUGUACGAGGCUGCAGUCGAUAAAGUUGAUCACGCGCUCUGGUUCAAGCGUUUCGCUCUCCCGGACACGUUCGUCUCGUGGUUCGCAAUAACCGAGCUACAUGCGUGGAUGUGCGCUCAAAGAGUCAUGGACGAUGGUUUCAGCCGUCGCGGUCAAGGCGCUCGGGAUAACUUGAUCAAGAAUAUGUGGACGGAUUGUGAAACGCGAAUGAAAAAGCUCGGGCCGAUGGCGUCGAAGAAGCGACAAGAUGGUCUGUUCGAACUAGCGGAUCACUUCAAGCUCAUGAUGUUCGUCUACGAUGAGGGUCUCAACAAAGAUGACCAAUUGCUGGCGGCUGCUCUGUGGCGAGGGUUGUUCCACCGAGACGAGAAAUUCACGGAGUUUCACCAUCUCCGGACUUUGGUGCAUUACGUCAGGUCGAACGUCGAUCAUCUAGACAAGGUGCCAAUCGGGAAACUAUACGAGUUCGAUGGUUUCACGUGGAAACCUCUGGAAGAGAGCAUCAAAGCCACCUCAGGUGGAGCACUUAAUCAAGUGACUUAAUCUCCUAGGGAAUAAAUAGGUC
Molecule: messenger RNA, 950 nt
Organism: Galendromus occidentalis (western predatory mite)
Lineage: Eukaryota; Metazoa; Arthropoda; Arachnida; Mesostigmata; Phytoseiidae
Gene: Uqcc1
Product: Ubiquinol-cytochrome c reductase complex assembly factor 1
Exons: 6
Coding region: 251-928 (225 amino acids)
Biological process (GO): mitochondrial respiratory chain complex III assembly
Cellular component (GO): mitochondrion
Source: RefSeq, a predicted model, not a curated record